AACAGUGUUGUAUACAAAGAGCAUCCAAGUUUUGAAGAGCCUUAAAGAAGGACUGUAAAUACUGGCAUUAAUUUGAAGUCUAAAGGUACGUGAGGCAUUAAAAGCGUUUUCUGACUGGGCUCCAUAACUGGCCCCCUUCGUGUGGAAGGAUGGCCGCUCGCUGGAUGUUCUGUUACCUUUGGCUUUUGGAUGUUUUGGUUGGGCACACAAGGGGGCACAGCUUAUUUUCGUGCGAGCCGAUCAUCUUGCGGAUGUGCCAGGAUCUGCCUUACAACACCACCUUUAUGCCUAACCUCCUGAACCAUUACGACCAGCAAACAGCUGCAUUAGCAAUGGAGCCCUUUCAUCCGAUGGUGAAUUUGGAAUGCUCCAGGGAUUUCCGACCGUUCCUGUGUGCCCUCUACGCUCCGGUGUGCAUGGAGUAUGGCCGUGUCACCCUCCCGUGUCGCAGGCUGUGUCAGAGGGCCUACAGCGAGUGCUCCAAACUCAUGGAGAUGUUCGGGGUCUCUUGGCCUGAGGAUAUGGAGUGCACCAGAUUCCCCGAUUGCGAUGAGCCGUAUCCUCGCCUUGUUGACCUCAAUCUAGCCGGGGAACCCACCGAAGACGCCCCAAUGGCAGUACAGAGGGAUUAUGGUUUUUGGUGUCCUCGGGAGCUGAAAAUAGACCCUGAUCUCGGUUACUCUUUCCUGAGGGUACGAGACUGUUCCCCUCCUUGCCCAAAUAUGUACUUUCGUCGUGAAGAGCUCUCCUUUGCUCGCUAUUUCAUCGGAGUGAUCUCCAUCGUCUGCCUUUCUGCUACCUUGUUUACUUUUUUAACUUUCCUCAUUGAUGUCACCAGAUUCCGCUAUCCAGAGAGACCCAUAAUAUUUUACGCCGUCUGUUACAUGAUGGUGUCGCUCAUUUUCUUCAUUGGCUUUCUGCUUGAAGACCGAGUCGCGUGUAACGCCUCCAGCCCUGCCCAGUACAAGGCCUCCACGGUGACGCAGGGCUCGCACAACAAGGCUUGCACCAUGCUCUUCAUGGUGCUCUAUUUCUUUACCAUGGCCGGCAGCGUUUGGUGGGUCAUUCUAACCAUCACGUGGUUCUUGGCCGCCGUGCCAAAGUGGGGCAGCGAAGCGAUCGAGAAGAAAGCCUUGCUCUUCCACGCCAGUGCCUGGGGCAUUCCGGGAACUCUCACCAUCAUCCUCUUAGCAAUGAAUAAAAUUGAAGGUGACAAUAUUAGCGGCGUAUGUUUUGUUGGCCUCUAUGAUGUGGAUGCAUUGAGAUACUUUGUUCUUGCUCCCCUCUGCCUGUACGUGGUGGUCGGAGUUGCCCUUCUGCUCGCUGGCAUUAUCUCCCUGAAUCGCGUUCGCAUUGAGAUCCCGUUAGAAAAAGAGAACCAGGACAAGCUAGUGAAGUUCAUGAUCCGGAUUGGCGUGUUCAGUGUGCUCUACCUCGUGCCGCUCCUGGUUGUAAUUGGCUGCUAUUUCUAUGAGCAGGCGUAUCGAGGCGUGUGGGAGACCACGUGGAUCCAGGAACGCUGCAGGGAAUAUCACAUCCCGUGCCCCUAUCAGGUCACUCAGAUGAGUCGCCCGGAUUUGAUCCUCUUUCUCAUGAAGUAUCUCAUGGCUCUGGUCGUCGGGAUCCCCUCCGUGUUCUGGGUUGGAAGCAAGAAGACCUGUUUCGAGUGGGCCAGCUUCUUCCACGGGCGCAGGAAAAAAGAGGUCGUCAACGAGAGCCGGCAGGUGCUGCAGGAGCCGGACUUCGCGCAGUCGCUGCUGCGGGACCCCAACACGCCCAUCAUCCGCAAGUCGCGGGGCACGUCCACGCAGGGCACGUCCACGCACGCGUCCUCCACGCAGCUCGCUGUGCUGGACGAGCAGCGCAGCAAGGCGGGCAGCGUGCACAGCAAAGUGAGCAGCUACCACGGCAGCCUGCACCGCUCGCGCGACGGCCGCUACACGCCGUGCAGCUACCGCGGCGCCGAGGAGCGCCCGCACGGCAGCCUGUCCCGCCUCACCGACCACUCCCGCCACAGCAGCUGCCACCGCCUCAACGAGCAGUCGCGGCACGGCAGCGCCCGCGAGCUGAGCGCCAACCCGCUGACCCACAUCACGCACGGCACCAGCAUGAACCGCGUCAUCGAGGAGGACGGCACCAGCGCCUGA
This is a messenger RNA of Tinamus guttatus (white-throated tinamou), 2147 nucleotides long. Lineage: Eukaryota; Metazoa; Chordata; Aves; Tinamiformes; Tinamidae. The record is from RefSeq and is a predicted model, not a curated record.